Messenger RNA from Solanum verrucosum, 1327 nucleotides. Its product is annotated as probable arabinosyltransferase ARAD1. Gene Ontology annotation, molecular function: glycosyltransferase activity. The record is from RefSeq and is a predicted model, not a curated record. NCBI's taxonomy places the organism in Eukaryota, Viridiplantae, Streptophyta, Magnoliopsida, Solanales, Solanaceae. Bases 6 to 1325 code for a protein of 439 amino acids. The transcript is spliced from 4 exons.
AAAAGAUGAAAGUGAAUGAUACAAUGAGUAAGAGUUUAGUAUGUUUAGCCGUGUUCAUUUUAUUUCUUUUUGCUUCUUUGUUCUAUACUGGAACUAUCGAUUACAGAUCAAGUUUUUCUCUAUUCGAUUCUCCUCUAAGUAAACCUAACCCCUGUUUCACUGAAGAAUCGGAUAUUGAACCUCUCAAGGUUUACAUGUAUGAUCUUGAGAUGAAAUACAACGUCGGAUUUUUGAAAGGAUCAUCGCAUUAUAAUGCUCCUCCUGUUACUAUCGACACUUUGCCUAAAUGGCCCAAGUAUACAGGUUUGAGGAAACAACAUAGUGUGGAGUAUUGGAUGUUGGCCUCAUUGUUGUAUUCAAUUGAUGAUGAAAAUGGCCAUACACGAGAAGCUGUUAGGGUUUUUGACCCUGAAUCUGCUAAUGUGUUUUUUGUCCCUUUUUUCUCUUCCUUGAGUUAUAAUACUUACUAUAGACAUGGGAAUGAUUCAGAGGUCAAAUAUGAUGAUCAAUUGCAGGCUGAAAUUAUGGACUUCUUACAAAAGUCAGAACAUUGGAAGAGGUCUGCUGGUCGGGAUCAUGUGAUCCCAAUGCAUCAUCCAAAUGCUUUCAGGCGUUACCGGGAGAAGGUGAAUGCUGCUAUUUUCAUUGUUGCAGAUUUUGGUCGUCCUCCUCCAACAGUGUCUAAUUUGAGGAAAGAUGUAGUGGCCCCAUAUGCACACGUGGUUGAAACUUUUGAAGCUGAUGACAUUUCAGACCCAUAUGAGUCCCGCACAACGCUUCUUUUCUUCCGUGGGAGGACAGACAGAAAAGAUGAUGGAAAAGACCGUCAGCAAAUGAAAGACAUGUUAAGUGGUCAAAAGGAUGUUGUCUUUGAAGCAGCAGGAAUCUCAGGGAAAGGUGUAAAUGAAUCAACAAAUGGGAUGCGUUUGUCAAAGUUCUGUCUACACCCAGCAGGGGACACCCCAUCAUCUUGCCGCCUGUUUGAUGCUAUAGUCAGCCAUUGUGUUCCUGUAAUUGUGAGUGACAGAAUUGAGCUACCUUUUGAGGAUGAAUUGGACUAUACCGAAUUCUCGAUAUUUUUCUCACGUGAGGAGGCAAAGAAAGAAGGAUACAUGCUUGAUCAGCUGAGGAGUGUUUCAAAAGCUAGAUGGGUUGAAAUGUGGGGCUAUCUUAAGAAGAUUAACCAUCAUUUUGAGUACCAAUACCCUCCGAAAAAGGGUGAUGCUGUAAACAUGAUAUGGAGGGAAGUGAAGCACAAGCUUCCUGCUACCCAACUUGAUGUACAUAGAAACAGAAGGUUGAAAGUGCCAGAUUGGUGGAGAUAGUG